This is a messenger RNA of Cynocephalus volans (Philippine flying lemur), 717 nucleotides long. It is a transcript of the gene DNAL4, whose product is annotated as dynein axonemal light chain 4. Gene Ontology annotation, cellular component: dynein complex. Lineage: Eukaryota; Metazoa; Chordata; Mammalia; Dermoptera; Cynocephalidae. The record is from RefSeq and is a predicted model, not a curated record. Gene Ontology annotation, biological process: microtubule-based process. Bases 222 to 539 code for a protein of 105 amino acids. The transcript has 4 exons.
AGACACUCUUGUUUCGCUCCUUGACAACCCUGGCUGGGGUGCGCAGGCUGCGGCCCCGGCUCUGGCCCCCGCGGGAGCAGCACCCCUUGGGGAAAGACAUUUUCUUCUCCCACCAAGUUGGCAGGGCCUGCUUCCUGACUUUCCUGGGUGUGUCUUAAUUGCCAGUCCCAGCAUCUCCUGAAAGCCCCACUCUCUCCUCCAGUGGUCACAGUGGAAGGAUCAUGGGAGAAACAGAAGGGAAGAAAGAUGAGGCUGAUUAUAAGCGACUGCAGACCUUCCCUCUGGUCAGGCACUCGGACAUGCCAGAGGAGAUGCGAGUGGAGACCAUGGAGCUAUGUGUCACAGCCUGUGAAAAAUUCUCCAACAACAACGAGAGUGCCGCCAAGAUGAUCAAAGAGACCAUGGACAAGAAGUUCGGCUCCUCCUGGCACGUGGUGAUCGGCGAGGGCUUUGGGUUUGAGAUCACACAUGAGGUGAAGAACCUCCUCUACCUGUACUUUGGGGGGACCCUGGCUGUAUGUGUCUGGAAGUGCUCCUGACACUCUGUCCCCUGCCCCUGCCCCCCAUCCUGUGCAGGGCCUGUUCCUGCCACUCGUGGGGUGGGAAGCAGCCCCAGGCAGGUCCUGGUUUUUCCCAGGAGAGUUUGGGGUCUUUUCUUUUUGUCCUUGUCUGCCAGUUUCCUGAGCCAUGCCCAGUGUGUGAAUUUGUUGACAUCUC